Lingula anatina is the source of this 1798-nucleotide messenger RNA. Its product is annotated as 2-hydroxyacylsphingosine 1-beta-galactosyltransferase. The record is from RefSeq and is a predicted model, not a curated record. Lineage: Eukaryota; Metazoa; Brachiopoda; Lingulata; Lingulida; Lingulidae. Gene Ontology annotation, molecular function: UDP-glycosyltransferase activity.
GUGGGAAGAAGCUGCCUUGUUCUGUUUUGAAGGGCAUCCAAGGUGUCUGGGACAGAGAGAACGUACACCACAGCACACUCCAGCAGCUCAGGAAGGAAGGAAGGUGCUGCUCUAGGUGAAAUGGAUGCCUAAAGAGGUCCUCUAAUAACUCAAAAAUAAGUUAAAAUGGAAUACAAAAACAUUUUCUUCAUAAUUCUGGGAUGCCUCUGUGCCUCAUUACCCACAAUUCAUGGGGCCAAGACAGGACGCAUCCUAAUGCUGCCUCUACAAACUCAGACUCACUUAGCCAUCUUUAAAUCCGUAGCACAGGAAUUAGCCCAAAGAGGCCACAAGGUGACUGUAGUGUUUAGCUCAGCUAAAGAAGUCCCAGAUGGCUUUAACAAGACUGGCAUGAGCAUCAUGAAGUACACAUCGUCUGCUCCUCACCUUAAGUGGGAGUCGGAGGAAUUCCAGAACCAUCUGACAUUUGCCUGCAUCUACAAUCCCAACGAGAUGUGGAAAACUAUGGAUAAGCUAACAGCUCUGUAUGUGGAAGAGGGUGAAGCCAUGCUGAAUGACCAAGCAUUCAGCGACAACAUCUUAAAGCAAAAAUUUGACCUUGCGAUAGUAUCGGGAGAUAUGGCUGCCAGGUUUCUUUAUAUCCUGCCAUAUCGUCUUAAUAUUCCCUACGUCUCCCUGGCUUCUGUUGUUGAUCCAUAUGUAGCUGGGUUACCAGUGCUGCCAUCUUUUGUCCCUAAUGUUUGGACCAGUCACACAGAGGAGAUGAACUUUCAGCAACGUCUGUCGAACACCCUAGACGACAUUCUUCUUAGUUUCACACACCCGCCAGCUCUCAAGGACACGCUGGUCCACAAACACGCUGUCAUGAAACCAUUUGUGACACUGCGAAAACUGGCCAUUGACUCCCAAGCAUGGCUCAUCAAUACAGACUAUCUCGUAGAUUACCACCUUCCCAGCAUGCCCAACACCAUCUAUGUGGGGGGUCUUACUACAAGACAGCCCAGAACCAUCAGCCCGCCAGCCCUUAAGAAGUAUUUGGAUGAUUCUACAGAAGGUGUAAUCAUUGUUUCGUUUGGUGCUGUUGCCAGUUACCUACCGCCCCUGGUGUCUGAGAAAUUGGUAAAUGCUUUAAAAGAUAUGAGGCCACUUAAGGUGUUGUGGGGAUUUGGUGGGAAACCCUCAGAGGUCCCCUUGCCAAAGAAUAUCAAGAUUGAGAAAUGGCUCCCACUGAAUGACGUCCUAGCUCAUCCGAAUGUUAAACUCUUUGUUACUAACUGCGGAGCUAAUGCGCAGUUCGAGUCUGUGUAUCAUGGCGUGCCAAUGUUAAAUCUACCAAUCACCAAUGAGCAGCAUUACAACGCGGCACGCUCUCAGUACAAAGGUCUGAGCAUCACCAUUGAUCUCCAUCAUUUCAAAACAGAGGAUCUCACUGCUGCCAUGAAACGUGUGAUAAAAGAGCCAAAGUUUAAAGACAACGUCAAGAUGGCCGGCACGAUAUUCAAAGCGAGGCAUGACAGGCCCACUGAGAGGGCCGCAGAGCUGACAGAACUAGUUAUUCAGUUUGGAGGCAAGCACCUGCGUUCAAACUUGAUGGAAAUGUCAGCGUAUGAAUACUACAUGGUGGAUGUGGUGUUUGUGCUCAUUUUUGUUAGCAUCAUAUGCGCUUUCUUGCUCAAGUGGCUCACUGGUGUAUUCUACAUAUUCCUUUGCUCUUUUCUAGCUUCUCAUGACAAAAAGUCUAAAUCAGAUUAGGGUUCUUUCAAGUGGCUGCUACAAGUGUUUCUUCAUUUAAUUAUUC